AUGAGACAUGAAGAUGUUAUUACUUCGAUACAGGCUUGGUUUGAUGAAAAUGCAUCUAAUUUACAACACAGUGGUUUGGAACAUGUCUUGGAUACUAAUGUUGCAUACACAUUGGCAACACUUCACUGUUUUAAAUAUUUAAAUACACAAAAAUUAACUAGUUUACAUGCUAUAGGUUCUAUGGAUGAUGAAACUUCUAUCAUGCAAACAAUCGAUCAAGGUGAACUAAAUGAGCAAUCUUACCAAAGAGAAAAAGCAAAAUCAUCAACGUCUCAUCUUGUGAAAAAACCUUUCGACGUUUUCGUAAAUUUAUUUCAUUUUAAACCUGUAAUAACAACAAUGAAUCUAACACUAUUACGAUUUGAUUUUCUGAAGAUUGUCUAUAACACAAUCUGUAAAGAAAUGGCCACUACACCAAAUGCAAAGUCGAAUAUAUUAAAUAUUUCAAAAUUCUUUGAUAGAAUUGUAGAAGAUGCAAUAGCGAUAGUUCAUGGAAACGAUACAAUUCGUCGAUCAGUUAACGCUAAUCUUGUACAAAAAAUUGUAGGUUUGAUUAAUACACAUAUCAAUGAAAUUAACUUUGAAUUACUUGUAUUCCAAUUAUUGUUAUCAGGAAAAAUUAUAGCAUUCAUUCAUAUCUCUAUUAUGAUAUUACUAAUAAAUCUUUACUAUAAUGAACAGAGAAAUCAUUUUGAUCAACAAAUUUCAACAUUAAACGAAGAAAAAGAAUCAGUGUUAACUUACUUUAUUAGUAUGGCUGUACCCGAUGAACAGUGUGAUGAAAAAGGAGCACACAUUUUUGCAAAUAAAGUCAAAAAGACUGUUCAAUCAAACUUAAUACGUGAUGUGCAACAAAUCAUAGCACAUAUUAUUCAAACACAACAAAAUUUAAAUCGAAAACAAAUUCAAACAAUUUGCGAUGAAAAAUUACAAGCCGUAGCAUAUGACAAUGAUUGGUUAUUUCGUUAUAUCGAUGCACCGACUGAUAUUAUCGUAGAAAAAUUUCAGAUGUUAUGGAAACAAGUUGAAAAAACAAUUAAUCAACAAUUGGAGAAUGAAAAAUAUCAAUGGAAAAAUAUUUUAAUCGUAUUGAAUUUAUGA
Molecule: messenger RNA, 1101 nt
Organism: Didymodactylos carnosus
Lineage: Eukaryota; Metazoa; Rotifera; Eurotatoria; Philodinida; Philodinidae
Source: the annotation of a GenBank genome assembly